This is a messenger RNA of Toxoplasma gondii ME49, 3005 nucleotides long. Its product is annotated as zinc finger (CCCH type) motif-containing protein. Gene Ontology annotation, molecular function: metal ion binding; mRNA binding. The transcript is spliced from 3 exons. The record is from RefSeq and is a predicted model, not a curated record. Lineage: Eukaryota; Apicomplexa; Conoidasida; Eucoccidiorida; Sarcocystidae. The coding region runs from base 1 to 2469 and encodes 822 amino acids.
AUGGCGUCGUCUUCCUCAGCUUCUGCUUCAACCGCGCCAGAGAGUGUGAGCAGCACACCAGAAAAGCUAACUCCGAGGACAUAUCCGUCAGGAUUCCGCUUUUCUUCUGCAGUCGGGACCAAGCAUAUGACUCACGAUGACAAAAAAGGAAAGUCUGGGAAGCUGCAUAGUUCCGCAGCGUCUACACCAGGACUUGGGUACUACGGAAACUCGGCAAAACAAGGCGUUGCAAACCAGCCUGGAUCUGCCAUUGUGGCGAGCCAAAUGUUCAAAACAAAAUUGUGUAUUGACAAUCAGACGAAAGGGUGCAGUAGAGGAAGCGAGUGUCCGUAUGCCCAUUCCGUCGAUGAAAUGAGAAGUCUUCCUGACUUGCGCAAAACCAAAAUGUGCUCUCUUGUUCUUUCAGGCAAAGGAUGCAAGAAUAAAGCAUGUAGAUUUGCACAUUCCGAGAGCGAGCUUCGAUACACCUGCAACUUUUCCGAAUUCAAAACUCGUAUUUGCCGUUUUGCGCAAGAGCAAGGAGGCCGUGGAUGUCUCUACGGCGUUAGGUGUCCGUAUGCACAUUCCCCAUCUGAGCUUCGUCAUCUAGAGUCCCCUACAAUUUCCCCGACUGAGAUUUUGGUACAAGAUAGGAGAAAUCGUGUGGCGUUCGUUGCCAAGUCGCCUCACACUAGAGUUGUUUCUUCUUCCAGACCUGCAUCUGCACUGAAGACACGACCAGAAGUGGCUAAAGAAAACCAGACGGUGACACCGGACUCUCUCGAGCAUCAGCUACAGGGAAGGCACGGUUGCAGACCUUCUUUUCUCGACGAGGAACUGAAAAAAGGUGGUGCGUCGAGGAAAACUUUGGGAGAGUCCUUCUCUUUCUCAGUCGUGAAGAAACUGAAUGCCCCGCCAGAGACGGCAACUGGCAGUGAAUCGAACCAAGCGUCCACCAAUGCGCAGCUUCACCAGACGGAAAACCACCCUUCACAAUGUAAAAGUGGUUCCUACAGUCACACAGAAACAGACGGAGAACAGGGUAGCUCCUCUCAAGGGAAGAAAGACCGAGAGGCUUCCUGUUUGGCACGCGGUGUCCAAGCGAACAGCACAAUUCCACGGUCACUUGCCGGUCGACGCCGAGCGGCGACUGAGAACGCUGGGAAAGCUGCCAGCAAACCCAUCGGCUCAAUAGAACCAAGGCAUGAUAACUUGGAAGGUCAGGCCUUUUUGAUUAGAGACCGUGUUUCCGGUGAUAAACCGGUGGCUGAAGGCGAGGCCGUAUCCGGUGGCACAAAUAAGGAAUCUACGUCGCCUCUUUUGCAAACCCGCAAGCCUCCGUCUUUUCUUGUCUCCCCCGCAAACUCUGGUGUUCCACCAGCAUCCACCCAAGAGCGAGAACAGGUUUCCUCCCCGUGUAAGCUGAUCGAGAAUGCGGGUCUAGAUGCUCACAGGAUGGCUCGCGUGCUUUCCGUUGAUGGCCUGCGAGGCAUGGAAGUAAGGACAUCCGGGACUCCAUCUGCCCAGACCUCUCUAAUUGAAAAAAGUCGCAUCUUCAAGCAACUGGGUGCAACACCGAAUACAGUGCCUGCUACAUCUACAUACUGGGCGCCGACACAACAACUGCCCUCUCUGAAUACUGGCUUUUCUACCGAGGAGAUUUUUUUCCCUGCGGCUCCUCGCUCGAACAAAAUGGACGGAGAUGUGUUUGACUCUGUGUUACCUACAUCCCUUCCACACGUUCCCUCUUCGUCGCUCCUAGACAAGCGAAACGCGACUCUCCCGUCGUCGGAAACAAAUCCGCUUCCUCCUCCACCUGGAUUCGAGCAUAUCCGUCCGGAGAAGACAGGCGUACCGUACGGAAGGAAUAUGCCGGAUUCCGUGUCGGAAACCUUCAGGGAAGGUCCACUUGCUUCUUCGUUCUCCGAAAACAGCGAAGUGGAUCAGCACGAGCAACUCUUCUUGCAACUCCAGAGACAACUCUUGCUACAGUGCUGGGGCAAGAUGGAUGAAGACUCGCUUUUGCUCUCAAAAAACCUGACUAUUGCUCCCACCGGAAACUCAGGAGGACGAACCAAGCCAGAAAACAAGGCACGCAUGCCUGUUCCCUCGGACCUUUCUAAUGAAAUCUUCUCGCGACAGAGUCACACGUCGCGCCUCCCCGUUGACUGGGACAUGUGGGAACGUGAACUGCAGGGAGAGGACGCUCAACCCUCUCUCGGAGAUGAGAGAGGGUUCCUCUCUUCAUCGGCAACUAACAACACGCAGUUUCUUGACGUCCACAUCCCACAAGCCCUCUUCAUCGGGAAGGUGCCAACACCCGGGGAGAAAUCGAGCCGCAACAAUGGCCUCGGGACCCUGUCUGUGAGAGAAAAAGGCGGUCAAACGGGACUUGAUAUGCGAACGGGAAGAAAACGGAAAGAAAUUCAGGAAGAACUUGGGGAACUCAUGGUUGCAGCAGGGGCCUGGGAGUCAGGCAUGGCGCCGUGAGACAAAGCAAUGAAGUGUCCGUUGAACGCGCCGCUCCCUACAGUGUGAAAAGCGACAAUCGAAAACAGUGGAAUUACGCUCACAUAAUGUUCACGGAGACAGUCUUUACCGUCGCGUGGAUCGCUGAAACACGACCAAACAAGUUCCGCGCUCCUCACUCCAGAUCGUGUAUCUCGAGUCCUCAAACACUGCUGUCCAUAACUUCUGAAAAUGCAUGUAUUUUGCUCUUUAUAGAAGAUUCGUAGAUGGAUAAACAUGUGGAUAAGUAGAAAUCCAUAUUAUUAUUGAUAAAUAAUGCAAAGGAGUAUGAGUGGGCGUGACGAGUUCCUUCGUGGAUGAGAUGCAGUUGUGUCCCAGUCUUUGUGCUCGCUGCUUUGAUUUCCACGCACCCUUUGUGUGUGUUGUAUUGCUUUGGAAAUUGACUAGUUCCAAUGGGACAAAGCCGCGGACGAAACGGUCGUAAGUGCAGCUCCCUUAUUAAUUUUUUUCGUAGCAUGAAACUUUGAAAAGGAUGACUGAGAAGAGGAAGAAACUUG